AGGCGGAGCGGGUGCUGCGGCAGGAGGGAAGAUGGCGGACGAAGAGAAGCUGCCGUCAGGCUGGGAGAAGCGCAUGAGCCGCAGCUCAGGACGAGUCUAUUACUUCAACCACAUCACCAAUGCCAGCCAAUGGGAGCGUCCAAGUAGUGUGGGCAAGAAUGGUCAAGGUGAACCUACUAAGGUCCGAUGCUCACACCUGCUGGUGAAACACAGUCAGUCUCGAAGGCCCUCAUCCUGGCGGCAGGAGAAGAUCACCCGGAGCAAAGAGGAGGCACUGGAGCUGAUCAAUGGAUACAUCCAGAAGAUUAAAUCAGGGGAAGAAGAUUUUGAGACUCUGGCAUCGCAGUUCAGCGACUGCAGUUCAGCCAAAGCCAGGGGGGACCUGGGCACCUUUGGAAGAGGUCAGAUGCAGAAGCCAUUUGAAGAUGCCUCCUUCGCACUGAGGACGGGUGAGAUGAGCGGCCCAGUCUUCACAGACUCAGGGAUCCACAUCAUCCUUCGCACAGAGUAGGAGUGCCUUGGGUUGGGGAUCAAGGGCAGGGGAAGACUGACUUCUGUUCUGCCUGUCCCCAGACUCUCCCCAUCCAGUCUACAGCUGCCUCUAAGAGCUGAGGUGGCCCCAAGGCAUGGGGUGGGGGGACAGGCUAGGGUUGGGGAACCCUUUACUUCCUAUUUGGGGGCAUCUUUUCCAUUUUGUUUCAGCCUUGAUGGUUCCUCCCUCUGAAAGGUCAGUGCGGGGACUCCUAGUGUUGCUGGUGUCCCUGCCCCACCUGAAAAUACACAAUAUUUAUUGUUCCCAUGCUCUCAGAGGCAGGGACUGGGGUGAGGAUGAGCCUUGGUUUAGGUCUCCUCACCCCCUUUUCCCCCCCACUUCCUGAGGGCCUCUGUUAAAUCACUCCACUGUGGUCAACAAUGGCCCCCACCCAGCUCCAGGUAAUAGCCACUCUGGCUUCCAUUCAGUCUGAUCCUGUCUUCUGCAUCUUAAGGAAUUGUGGGUCAGUAGCUGGAAGGAAACCACUUGGAAAUGAGAGGGGAAAGGGCCUGGGUUACCCGAACUCCUGGUGCAGCCAGAGCAUCUUGGAGGGAGACUAAAUUGCUGUUUCUGCUGCAUUGCUUUGUUUAGUUAAAAGAAAAUCAAAAUCUUCAGCUUUAAGGCCAAUGCAAGGCAGUUGUAUAGUUCCUAUUCUCAUCCCCUGGCUGUCCAGAUGUCCCCUAUUAAACCUUGUAAACAAGA
Trichosurus vulpecula (common brushtail) is the source of this 1234-nucleotide messenger RNA. RefSeq names its product peptidylprolyl cis/trans isomerase, NIMA-interacting 1 (gene PIN1). The record is from RefSeq and is a predicted model, not a curated record. Gene Ontology annotation, cellular component: cytosol; nucleus. The coding region runs from base 32 to 511 and encodes 159 amino acids. Gene Ontology annotation, molecular function: protein binding; peptidyl-prolyl cis-trans isomerase activity. The transcript has 4 exons. NCBI's taxonomy places the organism in Eukaryota, Metazoa, Chordata, Mammalia, Diprotodontia, Phalangeridae.